Messenger RNA from Monodelphis domestica (gray short-tailed opossum), 2814 nucleotides. Lineage: Eukaryota; Metazoa; Chordata; Mammalia; Didelphimorphia; Didelphidae. The record is from RefSeq and is a predicted model, not a curated record.
GAGUAGGAUUGCUCAGUGGCAGUGAGGGAGCAGUUGAGAUCUUGUAACGGAACUCUGUAGUGAACCCAUGCAGAAAAUGUCCCCCAAGUUCCUUCAGGAGCACAUAUGAAAGAGUGAAGGCAGAGGCCCACGUGGUGGGAGUGAGUCAAGACUGGGGCUUGGCAAGGGAGUCAUUGGUGAUAUGAUAAAGGAGGCCAAGAAUGCCACAGAGGACCACAUUGUAGAGUUGAACUGGUUGUCCAAGAGGUCAAGAUGAAGAGAAGAACAGAGUGUGAUGAGAGCUAGGGAGAUGGCCUGAGAGGGUACCGAGGGGUCAGGGGACUGGAGAUGUGGACAAAGAAUGGAGUAGGCUAAGGGAAGGCAGGGGGAGAGGUGGAAAGCCAAGAGACUUGCAUGGUGCACUUGGGGUGGAUGGCAAGAUCCGGGGCACGAGCAUCCUUGUGUGUGGCCGAGGCGGGGGCAGGGGGGGGGGCAGGAGUGGCCCUUGGCUGUCCUCCCCAGCCCCAGAUCUCCUGAGGCAUUUCCUCUCACACCUUGGCCUUUGGACCUCCUCGGUCUGGGCCUCAAGGCCAAGUUCUCGUGAAUUAUCACCAUAUAUCUGUCUCCUCUCCAGGAUCACAACUGCAGGGAGAGCAGUGGUGGCCUGCAAGUACCUGGCUGCAAGUACCAGCUUUCUCUUCUUUGGUGCCUUGCCUGAGAUCCCCUGAGGCACCUCUUCUUCCCAAAGGAACCUGGGCCACUUCUCCCACCACCUCUCCUGAGACCAGACCCCAAUCUGACGUGAGAACACCAGUGGACCGUGACUGUGCAUCUCUCCAUCUUUCUAGUCUAGCCUGGAACCGAGAUUCCAAAGGUGUCUUCUUUCAGCUUGACUUUAAGCCAUUCUCCUGAGACCGAGAUCCAGCCCAGGACUGAACCGUUCCCUGGGUCCCACAGCCAGCGUCUUCACUGACCAAGAUUGGGCAAGAGAGGCCCACCCUCCCAGACUCUCGUUGGCACUAGCCCCUCACAGAUCUAGGCCCUGAGCUCCUGAGCGACCCGGACUCGUCUCACCUACGCGCUGCUCCCACCACCACCGCAAAAGGCAUCUCUACCACUGACUGACAUCCAGAGAGGCUCUGUGUGAGUGCCUGUCCUUCCGUUCCUCCCACAGACGACUGUCAUCAGGGGCUAGCCCCGUGCCUGACUUGACUUCACCAAAGGCUGUGGCCUGGCCUCUCCCAGCCCAGGCUGACGCCCCAGGAGCUGAAAAAGCUCCACGACAUCCCAGGACAUCUGACUAUCUCUUACCAGGGGAGCCAAGAUGAGCUGGAGUCUGACGGAGUAUGGUUCUUCACGGUCCUCCCCAGGCAAGCACGGAGACCGUUUCAUCCCGUCCCGAAGCGCAGCCAACUGGGACCUGAAAUUCCAUAGGACGCAAGACUCUGAGAAAUCCCUGAAGGAGAAGUGGCCAUCCAGACAGGCCACAUCGGGCAACAGCCCAAUCUACUCUGCCUUGCUGGAUAAUGAGCUGCUGGGGGUCGGCAUUGAGAGAGUCCAGAAUGUCAAGGGGAGGGGGCAAAGGCUUCCCCAGCCUUGCAGCCCAGAGAAGGAGGAUCUCUUUGUGUAUAGCCCUAGCACUGAGGGCUGGUGGAGACCUGACGCGGUCCGUGCAGCCUCCUCUCAUGGCAUGUCAUCCAUCAGCAGCAAAAGCCAGGCCUUACUGGCGUCGCAAAAGAAGACCCCGAAGAGCAUCUCCGCAAAGCCUUUCAAAAUCCUCGAGGCCCCGGAGCUGCAAGACAACUUCUGCCUGAACCUACUAGACUGGUCUUCCCUCAACAUCAUCUCUGUGGGCCUGGGUACUUCUGUUUUCCUAUGGCAUGCCGCCACAUGCCAGGUGGUGAGGGUAUGUGACCUGUCAGUGGAGGGAGAUUCCGUGACCUCGGUGUGCUGGUCUCAGCGGGGCAUUUUGCUAGCCGUGGGCACGCAGAAAGGGUUUGUGCAUGUCUGGGACGUUGUAGCCGAGAGGCGAGUGUGCGUGCUGAACAAGCACAGCUCCAGAGUCAGCGUGCUGGCCUGGAAUGCCGACCAGAUUUCUUCUGGGAGCCGUGACAAGCUGAUCCUCCAGAGGGACCUCCGCACCCGGGCCAUGCAGUCUCGGCGCUGCCUCCAAGGCCACAGCGGUGAGGUGUGUGGGCUCGAGUGGUCCACGAACCGCAGGCUGCUGGCCUCCAGCGGCAAGGACAAUACGGUCGUGCUCUGGACGCCGGCCAGUCCAAAGCCUGUCCAGCAGCACACUGGCCACAAGGCGGCCGUGAAGGCCAUCGCCUGGUCUCCCCAUCAGCAUGGCCUCCUAGCGUCUGGUGGCUGCCAGGCCGACUGCGCCAUCCUUUUCUGGAACACGCUGACCAAUCAGAUCCUCCAGAGCAUCCAUACAGGUUCUCAGGUGGGCAACCUGGCCUGGUCCAGACACACCAACGAGCUGGUGAGCACCCACGGCUCCCCGGAAAACCAGAUCGCCAUCUGGAAAUACCCCUCCCUGGCACAAGCCAACAAGCUCACGGGCCACACCUGCCCAGUCUCGCAUCUGACCGUGUCUCCCGAUGGACAGGUCAUAGCUACAGGGGCUGCGGAUGAGACUCUCAGACUCUGGGAAGUUUUUAACAAAACCCAUCCGUCCAGACCAUCCGAGUCCACCCUCGACCUCUUCACCCGUAUCCGGUAACCGCCCAACCCCACACGCUGAGACCACUCCGGGCCAGUCGGGGAGAACACCACUGACUCGGAGCAGCUUGUGCGGAAGGAACCCCAAUGACCAGCUGUCAGAAUGGGAAA